This is a messenger RNA of Dracunculus medinensis (Guinea worm), 1722 nucleotides long. The record is from the annotation of a GenBank genome assembly. NCBI's taxonomy places the organism in Eukaryota, Metazoa, Nematoda, Chromadorea, Rhabditida, Dracunculidae.
AUGUCAAAAUUCUAUUCAUCAUUAACAGUACUAUUACUGUUCUUGAAAAAUUCAUCAAAUGCGUCAAUAUUUCAACAGGCAAGUCGUAGCAGAUGUGAACCAAUCGAAAUACCACUUUGUAAGGAUAUUCCUUAUAAAUAUACAUUUUUUCCGAAUUCUUUACUUCAGCCUGAUCAGCAAAGUCUUCAAACUCAAACAGAGCAUUUUAAGCCGCUUAUUAAGACAAAAUGUAAUCCGCAUAUCAAAUUCUUCGUAUGUAGCGUAUUUGCACCGAUGUGUCCCGAGCAUAUGCCUCAAGCAGUUACAAGUUGUCGAUCUGUUUGUGAAGAAGUUAAAAGGGAUUGUGUAUCAAUAUUAGAAGAAUUCGGAAUUGAAUGGCCAGAGCUGCUAAAUUGUAGCCGUUUUCCAGAAGCACCGCAUCUUUGUAUGAAACCAACUAACGAUCAUAAUAAUUAUUUGGGAAGUCGAAUAUAUUUAAAAGCAGUACCAACGUGUCCAUCGGAUAUGAUCAAUUUAGACCCGACAGACCGUAGCGCCCAUUGUGCUUUUCAGUGUAAUCGUGAUGGGAUGUUCGAACGAAAUCGCAGAGAAUUCACCAAAUUCUGGAUGCUUUUAUGGGCUUCAGUAAAUCUUGGAGUUACGGCAUUCACGGUUCUUACAUUUCUCAUCGAUCGGCAACGGUUUCGAUUUCCCGAAAGGUCAAUUUUCUAUUUAUCUGCAUGCUAUAUGCUUUACUCGUUGCCUACACUAAGUCGGGGCUUUUUCACCUAUGAGAGAAUUGCUUGCGAUCGUAUCCCUACAGGUCAAUUAUUUCUGAUCGUUGGAACGUUGGAUAAUACACGCUGUGUUAUAUCUUCCAUAUUGACGUAUUACUUUUCGAUGGCAUGCAGUCUUUGGUGGCUUAUGCUUACCUUUACUUGGUACCUGUCGGCUGCAAGAAAAUGGGUGCCUGAAGGUAUUGAAGCUUGGAGCAGCUAUUUGCAUUUGGUUGCGUGGGCAUUACCUGCAUUACUUACUAUUGCUGUAUUAACUGCCCAUAAAGUUGAUGCAUCAGAAUUAACAGGAAUUUGUUCGGUAGGCAAUGCUGAUCCAUGGGCUUUACUUGGUUUCGUUAUUGUACCAAAGUUUAUUUUUGUAGUUGUUGGUAGUUGCUUAAUUAUUGCUGGCUUCUCGAGUAUGUGUCGGGAAAGGGAUUCUUUUAGAAGACGAGGGACCGACACAUCCAAAUUAGAGAAACUUAUGGUUAAAAUGGGCAUAUUUAGUGCGCUUUAUAUAAUUCCAGCAAUAACGAUGAUAAUUUGCGACAGUUAUCAUAUGUUUGUUCUUCUUAAGUGGCAUCCUAAUACAAUUGCUUGCAAGCAAUUCGGCGGAUUUUGUAAUAGGCCUGAACCACCUCAGAUAGAACUAUAUAUUAUAAAUAUCUUUAUGUCACUGGCUGUGGGUAUCGCGACGGGGAUGUGGAUUAUUUCUCCAAAGACAUUUUAUACAUGGCAACGUGUUUUAUGCUGUGGUUUAUGUUCGACUGCUCCAGCAAAACAGAGCGCUGUUGGCUGUGAAUCUGUUGCUGGUUCAUCUGGGCCUUUCUCUUUGAAUCGACCUUUAAUACCGUCAGCCAAUCCUCCACCCCCACCUCACCAAUACAUGCCUAUGACUAUUUCAACAGCUCGAUCAAAUCAUGUUGCAAGUUCUCAAUUAGCUUGGAAACAAUCUAAGAUUGUUUAG